Terrapene triunguis (Three-toed box turtle) is the source of this 1795-nucleotide messenger RNA. RefSeq names its product neuralized E3 ubiquitin protein ligase 4 (gene NEURL4). The transcript has 10 exons. Gene Ontology annotation, molecular function: ubiquitin protein ligase activity. The annotation marks the transcript as partial. Lineage: Eukaryota; Metazoa; Chordata; Testudines; Emydidae. The record is from RefSeq and is a predicted model, not a curated record.
GGCGCCGUGUGAGAGAAGCGGCGGCGGCCGUCUGACAGAGGCGUCGCGCGGCGGCCGUAAAGCGGCGCGGCCGGCCCGGGCGCGGGGCGGGAUGUCGGGCCCGGGCGGGGAGCUGCACCCGCGCACGGGGAAGCUGGUGACGCUCUCGCAGGGGGGCCGCAGCGCCGCGCGCUCCCAGCCGGGCCAGGAGUUCAACCACGGGCUGGUGCUGAGCCGCGAGCCGCUGCGGCCCGGCCGCGUCUUCGCCGUGCGCAUCGACCGCAAGGUGAACUCGUGGAGUGGCUCCAUCGAGAUCGGGGUGACGGCGCUGGACCCCGACCACCUGGACUUCCCCAGCAGCGCCACGGGGCUGAAGGGCGGCUCGUGGAUCAUCUCGGGCUGCUCGGUGCUGCGGGACGGGCGCUCCAUCCUGGAGGAGUACGGCCAGGACCUCGACCAGCUGGGCGAGGGCGACCGCGUGGGCAUCCAGCGCACGGCCGCCGGCGAGCUGCGCCUCUGGGUCAACGGGCAGGACUGCGGCGUGGCCGCCACCGGCAUCCCACCCCGCGUCUGGGCCGUGGUGGAUCUCUACGGCAAGUGCACCCAGGUCACUGUCGUGCCCGGCGAGCCGGAGGAGGCCGAGGACGGCGCGGCGGGAGAUGAAGCCCUGGCCCUGCCCCGCAACCAGAGCCGCCCGGAUAAAUUCCCCAACAGCCUGGAGGCUGAGACCGGCUUGUCCAGCAUGGAGCUGUCGGAGGUGGUGAGCAACGCCAUCCUGUCGGCCUACAACGACAGCCUGCUGAGCAUCAGCCUGGGCAGCCCCCCGCCGGGCGGGGGGGCCCCCCUCCCCUCCAACGACGCCCUGCUCUUCCACGAGAAGUGCGGGACCCUCAUCAAACUCAGCAACAACAACAAGACGGCCGAGCGGCGCCGCCCCCUGGACGAGUUCAACAACGGCGUGGUCAUGACCAACCGGCCGCUGCGGGACAACGAGAUGUUCGAGAUCCGCAUCGACAAGCUGGUGGACAAGUGGUCGGGCUCCAUCGAAAUCGGGGUGACGACCCACAACCCCAACAGCCUGGAGUACCCCGCCACCAUGACCAACCUGCGCUCCGGCACGAUCAUGAUGAGCGGCUGCGGAAUCCUGACCAACGGCAAAGGGACGCGGCGGGAAUACUGCGAAUUCAGCCUGGAUGAGCUGCAGGAGGGGGAUCACAUUGGCCUGACGCGGAAAUCCAACAAUGCCCUGCACUUCUACAUCAAUGGCAUUGACCAAGGCGUGGCUACCACCCUGACCCCGCUGGUUGUAUACGGCGUGGUGGAUCUCUACGGCAUGGCGGUGAAGGUCACCAUUGUCCACAACCACAACCACAGCGACCGGCUGCGGCGGAACAACGCCAUCAUGCGGGCGCUCUCCCCGGACGUGGGGCGCCGCGCCCUGGAGGCCGGCGGGAUGGGCGAACCAGAGCCGGAGCGCCUGCUCUUCCACGCCAACUGCGGCCAGAAGGCGGCCAUCAUCAACGAUGGGCGGACGGCCCUCCGCCCGCAUGCCACGGACGACUUCAACCACGGCGUCGUCCUUAGCAACCGGGCCCUGCGGAACAACGAGGUCUUCCAGGUGCGGAUCGACAAGAUGGUGGACAAGUGGGCGGGCUCCAUCGAGAUCGGGGUGACCACGCACAACCCCACCUACCUGCAGCUACCCUCCACCAUGACCAACCUGCGCUCAGGCACCUGGAUGAUGACGGGCAACGGGGUUAUGCACAACGGCACCACCAUCCUGGAUGAAUACGGGCACAACCUGGACCGACUCAAG